GUGCACAUCACACGACACCGGACUACUCGAUCGAACUUUCCUUUGCUUUGGGUGGUGGCUCUCGUCCCUAUUGGACUGCCGACUGUGUGUGUUACCCAUCUCAUCUCAUCUCCGUAUAUACCUUUGCGAAUCUGCAUCCACCAUACGCACAUAUAUAGAUACGCCAACACCAACAUAUAUCCAUUCGAUCCAAUCAUCUCUGCCAGAAUCAAUGGCUUCCGCCGGAAAUCCUAACCAGCCAGGUGUCGUAGGCCAAUUUGAUAUGCAUAAGUUCUUAAAACCUUCGGCGCCAUCGCCCACUGCGCCUGCUCCAGCGCCCGCAAAUCCCAAUCCCCAAAACCCCAAUAACCCUAAUUUGAUCAGCUCAUCGCCGUUUCCUCUGCCUUCUGCGUCAUACCCUCCGCCCACUGGAGGCGGCGGCGGCGGCGGCCCUUACGCUUUCCCGCCUCAGACCUCUCCGUUCCACCCCCACGCGCAGUUCCACCUUCACGCCCCACAGUACAGCGCCCCGCCCCCUCAAGGGGACGGGCAGUUCUCCAAUUUGCACCAGCAGAGAUCUAUGUCCUUCCCUACUCCGCCUCUCCAACCCCCGCUCGGGAACCCUCACCAGUUUCAGAACCCCAAUAGUAACCCGAAUCCAGGCGCUCGCCUCAUGGCUAUGUUGAGUCCGCCGCUUCCCACUCACGAACUUCCGCAGCAACUCCCAGUUCCCUCAAUUCAACCUACAACAUCCGGGUCCGACCUUUCCGAUUUUUCAGUGCCAACCAGUGCUCCUAUGAUUCCAUCCCUACCUAGUAUGGACAACAUACAUGCGGGCUCAAGCCCCCUCAGAAUGUCGAGCAAUAAGUUGCCUAAAGGCCGCCAUCUGAUUGGAAACCAAAUUGUUUAUGAUAUCGAUGUUAGAUUGCCUGGUGAGGUGCAGCCUCAACUCGAGGUUAAUCCAAUCACCAAGUACAUUUCGGACCCUGGCCUUGUUUUAGGCAGACAAAUCACAGUGAAUAAGACCUAUAUAUGCUAUGGACUCAAGAUGGGUAAUAUUCGAGUCCUUAACAUCAACACUGCAUUGAGGUCACUGCUUAGAGGUCUUGCUCAGAGGGUUACAGACAUGGCUUUCUUCGCAGAAGAUGUUCACCUUUUGGCAAGCGCGAGUGAUGAUGGUCGGGUUUAUGUAUGGAAAAUCACUGAAGGGCCAGACGAUGAAGACAAGCCACAAAUAACUGGGAAGAAAGUUGUUGCUAUUCAAAUUGUGGGAGAGGGAGAAUCUAUUCAUCCACGAGUGUGUUGGCAUUGCCACAAACAAGAAAUUCUUGUUGUUGGGAUUGGAAAAAGAGUUUUGAGAAUUGAUACCACAAAAGUGGGAAAAGUUGAAGUAUCUUUAUCAGAAGAACCACUGAGAUGCCCAGUUGACCGUUUGGUUGAAGGGGUCCAGCUUGUUGGCACUCAUGAUGGAGAAGUGACUGAUUUAUCGAUGUCCCAGUGGAUGACCACUCGGCUUGUAUCUGCGUCAGUGGAUGGCACGGUAAAGGUCUGGGAGGACCGCAAAUCUACACCAAUUGCUGUAUUGAGGCCUCAUGAUGGUCACCCUGUAAAUUCUGUAAUGUUUUUGGCCGCUCCAAAUCAUCCCGACCACAUCAUACUUAUCACUGGGGGCCCACUUAAUCGAGAAAUAAAGAUAUGGUCAUCAGAAAGUGAAGAAGGCUGGUUACUUCCAAGUGAUGCUGAAUCAUGGCAUUGCACACAGACAUUAGAGCUUAAGAGUUCGAGUGAAUCUCGAGCUGGUGAAGCAUUUUUCAAUCAAGUCAUGGCCUUGCCUCAAGCUGGUCUGCUCUUAUUGGCUAAUGCAAAAAAGAAUGCUAUAUAUGCAGUGCACUUAGAUUAUGGUCCUAACCCAGCAGCAACUAGGAUGGAUUACAUUGCUGAAUUCACUGUUACUAUGCCAAUACUUAGUUUUACAGGGACAAGUGACCACCUGCCGCAUGGUGAGCAGAUAGUUCAGGUUUAUUGUGUUCAGACGCAAGCCAUUCAGCAAUAUGCUUUGGACUUAUCUCAGUGUUUACCUCCUCCAUUAGAGAAUAUCAUGUUUGAGAGGUCAGAAUCUAGUGCUUCACGUGAUGCUAGUAGUGUUGAAGGCUUUUCUCAGAUGGAAUCUUCUGGAAGUAAAUCGGCAGAGUUACCUAUACAUACUUCUUCACCCAAACUGCCUAUAAAUGAAUCUAGUUCUCAGUCUGCAGCAUCUGGGAGACGUCAUUUGAGCCCUGCCUAUACUGAGAUAACUGCUUCACAAGAAAUAGCUACUCAUAGCUUAGAAAGUAAGCCUGACACCAUCCCAGUUGCAAAUACUGAUGCUGAUGUUUUACUUGAUUCUCCUGCUCAAUUUCCUCCGAGUCCUAGGUUAUCUCGGGAACUCUCUGGCUUCAGAAGCCCAUCAAAUAGAUUUGAAGUCAGCCCUAUUAAUGAUCACGGCGGAGAUCCAAAAGUGAUUGAUUAUUCUGUAGACAGGCAAAUGGAUUCUAUCCAUGCAAAUUUGUCUGAUAUGGGCUCUUUCAUUGAUGAGGCUAGGAAUGAUGAAAACAAGACUUUCCACAGGGAUGCUUCCUCAGGUCUAAAUAAUGCUGUCAAGUUCAAGCAGCCCACUCAUCUGGUCACUCCUUCAGAGAUAUUGAUGGAUUCAUCUUCUGAAGUGAACCAUAUUAUUGAGCAGAAGGGUGAAGAAAUACAAGAUGUUCUGAUGAACAAUGAAGCAAGAAAUGUAGAGGUAGAAGUUAAGGUUGUUGGUGAAUCGAGAUUUAAUCAGAAUAAUGGCAUUGGUUCUUGCGGAGAACUACAUGCUUUUGUAUCAGAAAAUAAGGAGAAAGUAUUUUGUUCUCAAGAAUCUGAUAUUGGGAUGGAAAAGGCAGGAGAAUGCUGUGCCUUGUCACCUGAAGUGUAUAUAACUGAGAAUUCUAUGCAAUUUGACGGGGCCAAUGUAAGUGAGGAUUUGAUCCAAACAUCAAGUAAUCGAGAGGGGCAAGAACCUACAAAUAAUUUCUCUGGAAAGGAACCUGAUUCAAGAGUGUCAGCUCCUGUUCUACAACCAACUGAACCAAGUACAAAAGGCAAAAAACCAAAAGGGAAGAGUUCUCAGGGAUCUGUGCCUAGUAGUAUUUCUGACACAACAGAUCCUUCCAAUGAAGCUGGUGUAAGCUCAAAUAUCUCCUCCAUGGAAGCUGCAUUUUCACAGAUAUCGUCUAUUCAAGAGAAUCUGAAUCAGCUCUUGUUGAUGCAAAAAGAAACUCAGAAGCAGAUGAGCGUGAUGGUUGCUGCUCCAGUUACUAAAGAAGGAAGGCGGCUUGAGGCUGCCCUGGGGCGCUGCUUGGAGAAAUCUGCCAAGACCAACACUGAUGCCCUCUGGGCUCGUUUUCAAGAAGAAAGUGCAAAGCAGGAAAAGAUAUUACGUGAACGUACUCAACAGAUGACUAAUUUAAUCUCCAAUUGUUUAAACAAGGACUUGUCAGUACUAGUGGAAAAAAUAGUGAAGAAGGAAUUAGGUUCUGUUGGACAAUCUUUUGCACGGACUGUAACUCCUAUUAUAGAGAAAGCAGUGUCCUCAGCUAUUUCUGAAUCCUUUCAGAAGGGUGUGGGUGACAAAGUGGUGAGUCAAUUAGAAAAAGCUAUUAAUUCCAAACUUGAAGCCACAGUGGCCAGACAAAUCCAAGCACAGUUUCAAACUUCUGGAAAGCAAGCGCUUCAGGAAGCAUUAAAAUCAACUCUUGAAGCUUCAGUAAUCCCCGCCUUUGACAUGUCAUGCAAGGCAAUGUUUGAGCAGGUUGAUGCUACAUUUCAAAAAGGAAUGGCUGAACAUGCUGCUGCAGCUCAACAACAAUUUGAGUCAAUGCAUUCACCUUUGGCACUUGCUUUAAGGGAUGCAGUCAGUUCAGCUUCUUCAAUGACUCAAACACUAAACGGUGAGCUUGCUGAAAAUCAAAGAAAGCUGCUAGCUUUAGUGAGUUCCAAAGCAACAGAUCCAAUUGUUGGUCAAUUAUGUAAUGGGCCCAUGCUCCAAAUUGAAAAGUUUGAGGCACCCCCAGAUCCAACAAAGGAGUUAUCUAGAUUCUUAGCAGAUCAGAAGUAUGAGGAGGCUUUCACUACUGCCUUGCAAAGAAGCGAUGUGUCUAUUGUAUCAUGGCUAUGCUCUCAGGUUGAUUUACCUCGAAUUGUGUCAAUGAAUCCCUGUCCCCUGAGCCAAGGAGUACUCCUGUCACUUCUCCAGCAGUUGGCAUGUGAUGUAAGCAAUGAGACUGACAAGAAACUAUCGUGGAUGACAGAUGUGCUAUCAGCCAUACAUCCAACUGACCCAAUGAUUGCAAUGCAUGUACGCCCCAUCUUUGAACAAGUAUAUCACAUUGUGAACCAUCACCGCAGUCUUUCCACCACGACUGCGGCUGGUCAGACCAACAUCCGCCUGAUUCUGAUGGUCAUAAACUCUGUGCUCGUGAACUGUAAAUGAUCUUUAAUGCCAAUGAGGAAGGCCGAAGGCUCUACAUCUGUCCCAACCCUUAGAUGGUUGUACAUAUUCUAGGAAGAUAUUUAUAGAGGAAGCCUCUGUUCUCAACUUUUCGGACGUUGUUGGAGUCGUAUCUGUCCACCAUUUUUUUGCUCGUUUGAUAUUUUCAGGUGAAGUAUGUUCGUAUGUGGAUAUCGAAGUUUGAAGUUUAGUGUUUUUUGGGGAUUUAUGCUCAUACACAGAAUGUAUUCCUUUUUUAUUUGACACGUGCAGUUCCUUUUCUUAUAAUGUUUGAUGUACAUUAUAAGAAACAUACUUAUAAUGUACACCACCUUUAGCAUGAAGGUCUCCUAGUAUGAAGAAAUUAGGAUGUUACAAGUAUCAUGUGAGAAUACUAUUUUACAAUAUUAGCAUGAAGGUCUCCUAG
Cuscuta europaea is the source of this 4910-nucleotide messenger RNA. NCBI's taxonomy places the organism in Eukaryota, Viridiplantae, Streptophyta, Magnoliopsida, Solanales, Convolvulaceae. The record is from the annotation of a GenBank genome assembly.